Molecule: messenger RNA, 1083 nt
Organism: Ichthyophthirius multifiliis
Lineage: Eukaryota; Ciliophora; Oligohymenophorea; Hymenostomatida
Exons: 1
Source: RefSeq, a predicted model, not a curated record
AUGAAUACAUUUGAAAAAGCACCUAUAGUUAUAUUUGAUUAUGAAGAUCUUAAAAACAGAGAAUCAAUUUUAUACGAAAAAAUUGAUAAAGCUUUUGGACCUCAUGGGAUUGGUCUUUGCCUUGUAUCAAACGUACCAGACUACGAAAAAUAUCGUACUGCCUUACUUCCAUAAGCUAAUAUACUUGCAAAUUUACCAAAAGAAGAGUUAGAUAAAUUAACGAAACCUGAAAUGUAUUAUUUUUCUGGUUGGAGUCAUGGAAAAGAGCAAUUUAAGGGAAGAAUAGAUUAUACUAAAGGAAGUUACUAUGCAUUCGUGCGCGAAGAUGAACCUAUAAAGGAGCUUUUAGAAGAUACAAAAAAAUAAGGAGGAGUAAUAGUACGAAAUGUAUGGCCUUAAAAUAAUAUAAUAGAAAACUUUGAAAAAAACUUUAAAAAUUUGGGUAAUUUAAUGUGUGAUGUUGGAAGUUUGUUAGGUUAUCAUUUAGAUAAAUACAUUAAACAUAAGUAACCAAAUUACAUAGAUGGUACAAUAGAAAAAAUUAUAAAGGAAGGGAAUCAACAUGUUGGUCGUUUGUUACAUUAUUUUUCUUGUAAAGAAAAGAAAACGAUUCAAGAUGAUUGGUGUGGCUGGCAUAAUGAUUUUUCUGUUGUAACUGGAUUAGCAUCGGCUAUGUAUUUUGAUGAAAAAGGUAAUUUAUUACCUAAUUAUGAUGUCGAAAAUGACGGUGGUUUAUUUGUUAAAAAUAGAUUUUCUGAAUAAUAAAAAGCUUUUAUACCUAAUAAUUGCUUGGGUUUUUAAAUUGGAGAAGUUGUUUAAAUAUUAUCAGGAGGUAUUUUAGAAGCAACACCUCAUUGUGUUGUUAGAGGAGAGAAUUCUGUUUAAGAUGGAGCUUGCAGAAAUAAUUAUGUAUGCUUUAUUAGUCCGAAUUAAGAGUUUUAGAUGAAAGUACCAGAUGAAUCUUUAAUUGAUAAAGUAGCAAAUAUGGAAGGUUAUUAUGUUAGUAAACUAAAAGACAGAUGGAAAAACAAUAUGCCUUAUGGAAUAUUUAGUAGCAAUUCAUCAAAAUCAAUUAGAUAUUGA